This is a messenger RNA of Uranotaenia lowii, 1834 nucleotides long. RefSeq names its product calexcitin-2-like. Lineage: Eukaryota; Metazoa; Arthropoda; Insecta; Diptera; Culicidae. Gene Ontology annotation, molecular function: calcium ion binding. Bases 408 to 965 code for a protein of 185 amino acids. The record is from RefSeq and is a predicted model, not a curated record. The transcript has 7 exons.
GGAAAAAUUCUGCAUUCCGUCGUGUCGCGUCGUUCCGUGUAAUUCUUACUCUGUACCAAGUUAGUCAGUCAAUCAGACCGUUAGCCUUUGAGACAGUGAGUAAUUUCCCGGUUGCAUUCGAACGUGUGCCGAGCAUCUCAGGAUUUUCCUUCCGGAUAAUCGCUAGUUUUGUGUGUCCACUUCCGGUGGAAAUAGUGGUGAUUAAGGUGCUUAUCAGUUUGCAAACCCCAGUCCCCCGAGAACAUCACUUCCGGCGCCUGAAGGAUUGCUGCUGGAUAGUCGCCGUCCUCGUCUUCGCUCUAAUCACAGAGAACCAGAAUAAAUAAACUCCACAACAGAAAGACCGCUUUAAGCAGUUGGUUUGGCAGCAGGAAAUAAAGAAAAAAAAAGCAACACAACAACUAACGAUGGCCGCCAUUUCCGAAUUCCGCAAGAAGAAGCUGCUGUAUGUGUUCCACGUGUUUUUCGACAUCAACCAGAGCGGCGAAAUCGACCGUAAAGAUUUCGAGUUGGCAAUCAACAAAAUUUGCGAACUCCGCGGCUGGCCGGCAGGACACGCCAAAAAUAAGGAAACCCACGAUGCGAUGUUCAAAAUCUGGGACGGUCUUCGGCAGAAGGCCGAUGAGGAUAACGACGGUCAGGUUUCGGUCGUGGAAUGGUGCAACAUGUGGGACGCCUAUGCCCGGAACCCGAACUCGGUCCUAGAUUGGCAGCAGAGAUACAUGAACUUCAUGUUCGAUCUGGAGGAUGCCUCCGCCGAUGGAACCAUCGAUUCCGAGGAAUUCUCCACCGUCUACUCCAGCUACGGCGUCAACAAGCCGGAAUGUCUCGAAGCGUUCAAGAAGAUGUCUCAGGGAGCCGCCGAGGUCAAUCGGGACCAGUUUGCCGUUUUGUGGCGCGAAUACUUCUCCUCGGACGAGCCAUCGGCGCCAGGAAAUUUCAUCUUCGGCAAGACCGCUUUCUAAGAGGACUCCUUCCCCUUCCUUUCCGCGUCUAGCCCACCCAUCUUACAACUUAGCCGUUUCGUUUUCACGAUUUUUUCUUUUUGAGGGGCAGAUGAAAGAAAGUAGCAGUAUUCCUAGAACGCUCAAGACACAUUGGACGGGCAGGAAAAUAAUGACGAUAUUUUCCUGCGUUUGAAAAUUGUAGCAGAUUAAGCUGAAAUAAAAUGGAAGAGAGGAAAGUAAAAUUUUUUGCUAACGAUGCCCUUUGCAAUUUGAAACGAAUUUCGAGACAACUUGAAGCCUACAACCAUCGUACGGAUCGAGAUAUUAAAUUUCAGAUAAAAAAACAAAUAUAUUAAUAAAACAUACAAUUAAAAAUAAACGAAUUAGAAACAGAUCGCACCAAAAAGGAACGAAACAAUUACAAAACAAACUAGCAGUGUAAGAUCGAAGAGUUAUUUCUGAAGAAGAAAAUCUUAAACUUAAGCUAAGCUCAACGCUAUUCGCUCCCCGUUUUUCCUGCCAAUUAUUUUACAGCUCAAACAAUUAUUAUCGUAUCGAAGGGAAAAGACCAAAUUCAAGAAAGGAAAGAUUAGAUUUGUUUGGUUAAUAAAAUCGACUUUUUCAACUUUAAGUAGUUUUAUCAAAUCUUCCACUAUCGCACAUCUAGCUCAAUCUUAAACAAAAAAAUAAGUCGAAUGACCUUAGUGGUUCCGUUAAAAAUGUUUUGAAGAUUUUCGAGAAAUAGUUCUAAUCAAACGUUGAGUUUCUAUGUUUGUCUCAUAGUCAAAGUGUAUCGAUUCUAUCAAGAGAUUUUAAGGAUUUAGCAGCAAGGAAAUUUUUAGACCUAUCAUCUGAUAUCAUCGCUAUAAUAAACGUGUGUCAACGAA